AUGCUAAACGUGAGAAUAAUCAAGGGUGGUUGCCGUGGACGCGAAGCAGCGAAAUUUGGAUCGGUAGGUUUCAAAGCUAAUGUUUUCCUCCAUGAAGAAAUCAGCAUACAUUUCAGCACAAGUGAUUGCACGGACGAUUGCAAGCUUAAAACAAUGAGAAAUCUUGGGUUAAAGAAAUUUACUAGUGACUGCAAACACUAACAACUCAACAGGAAACUGAGCAUGCAUGAAGUCAUUGACCAUUCCGAGGAAUUGCUUACAAGCUUUAUUGCCCGGUCUCUAAAAAAAGAGAUGUAGUACUUGAACUGAAUAGAGGUUAUGUGCUCAAGCUUAACUCUUUUUGCGUGUUUGUUUUAUUUGUUUGAUUUUGCAGUUAUGGCGGGCAUGUUCAACACUUGUAGCAAGGAGUAGAGCAAGCGCUUCUGCUGGUACUCAAGUGAAGACUUAUUCGGCUAAAACCAAGCAGGAUUUUCCCAAUGACUUGGAUCAAGGCGAAACAGAUGAGUUAAAGAGCCCAGUGUGUUCAUAUAAUGAAUGGGAUCCUCUCGAGGAAGUCAUUGUUGGACGCGUUGAAGGUGCAGUAAAAUACAUUAAUCAUUGAACUGCAAUGCAUUCAUACUCUGCUUUUUUUAAAAGGAGGUGACAUUUUGUCCCCAAAAGACUGGAAUAGAGUUUGUGUGACAAUCUGAGUUUCCUUUAAUUUUUACCUCGAGUUUGAUAUUUUUAAAAAGUGGAAAGAAUGAAAAUUUUCUUUUCAAGAUAACAAAAAGUUAGUUAUACUAGGUUUUCAAAUUUCCUUUUCAUGAGUUAUGUGACGCUCUAUUAAACUGGGUUUAAGUCCAUAGUUUUCGUUUACUUUCUCCGAAAUAAAAAUGACAGACAUGAUUUUAGGGUGCGGACACUAUAUGCAUGCAUGCAUUUUGAAUCAAGAACGAGUAGGAAAGAAUACGGGUUGAUACUGAGAGUCAGACAGCCGUUUCAAGCAGUACAGAAUCAACGGGGUGGGAGAGCAAACGCAGUUUGAUAGACAUUUGUAAUAUCGGAAGACGGUCUGAUGCUUGUUUGCAAGUGUGCAUAUACAUACGAAACGUAACUCUCAUUUCGCAAACACAAAAACCCUUACUUUAAAAAUACAGUACACUAUCACCCUCAGUCACUACAAGAGUUAAGCACGUAUUUGUAUAUAUCUUUGUACAAUAAAAUUAGAGUGGGUUACAAUUCCUUUUAAUAGAAAAAUUAUAAAAUCACGAUAAAGGGUUUUGACCGAAGUUCAGCUGUUGGAUUCUUCAUGACUCUGCCUAAAUUACUCUCAGCUCCCCAAGCUUACAUCUGUGUAAUUUAAAAUACUGAUUUUGUCUCAGGAGCUACCGUACCUGAGUUCUCUGCUGAAGUGAAAGCAAACACUUAUGAGAAGAACUGGCCAUUCUUCCGUCGGUUUGGAGGUCGAUCGUUCCCUGAAGAACAUCUUAGGAAAGCACAUGCCGAAGUGGAGGAAUUUUGUAAGAUUUUACGGCACGAAGGGGUCGUUGUGCGGCGUCCUGAAGCAAUCGACUUCUCAAAGGUAAAACUACUGGGAAGCCCAGAAUUUAUAUUUUUUAACUACAAUGAUUUAUUUGAAAAGUUUUGGAACUACACAUGAAAAGCAUACUAGCGAAUAAACACUGAAAAUCACAGAUAGACAUUUGAGUAGCUUGUGAUCUUUUUACUUGUUCAUAGUCGCGAAUUUACGCCCAAAAACUUAUAUAACAAACAAUUAUUGAAUGAGGCCGCCUGACAAAAGAAAAUUAUCCGUCUCUGAUAUUAAAAAGAAACAAGUUAAAAAGAAUAAAAUCUCGUAUUCCUAAACUCCUAAUUCUUUCAAAUGUUUCUAAGAAAAAGAUUAAUUCAUGCAGGCUCUAAUGUUUUCGAUUUGUAAAUCUGAGUCAACAAAGUCUAGCUGUCGUCUUCUGAGCCUCUGAAGCAUAGUAUCGCAGAGCGUGGGAUGGCGAAAGACAUGCACUUUCGCUCUUAUCCAGGAAAAUUGCGGCUUGAGUAACUUUCUCCCUUGUUAUUUGCUAUCAGCUCCGCAAGUCUGCUGUGGUAUUUAACACAUUCAUCCGCCAUUCCGCCUGUGGUCGUGAAAACUAGGGGAGUGAACAUUUCCUGUUCGAUCUUCAUUACUCAGUUCCGCAUACUGCGUCUUUCUCUCGUUCUCGUGCUUUUUGUAAAUGAUUUUAGCCAAUCAGAAACGGAGAAAUGUUUUAAAUGAAUGACAAAUAACAUAUACUGUAUAAACACGAGAGAGGCUCCACAGAUUGUACCUCGCAUGAAACAAAUCACCCAUUCUUCUUCGAUGCACCCUCCAAUGGAUAUUUUGGCUAACGAUUUUUUUUGCAUCGUCUCCUCCAUUCUUGGUAGGUUUACACGACUCCAGAUUUUACGUCUUCUGGAAUGUACGCAGCUAUGCCACGAGACAUUCUGAUUGUUGUGGGCGAUGAGAUCAUCGAGGCCCCCAUGGCCUGGCGAUCACGGUUCUUUGAAUACCGCGCUUACAGGCCCCUUCUCAAGGAGUACUUUAAACGAGGUGCCAAAUGGACUACUGCGCCUAAGCCACUUAUGAGUGACGACCUGUAUGAUCAGGUAAUCAUCUUGAAUUUUAACACCUUCAUGGUUACAAGGAACCUAUCCAGGUCGCUGUUUAUUAGGGCUCAGAAAGGAUUUAGAGCUCGAUCGUUCCAUAACCACAUUUUACCUUUAACAAAGAGCCUUACUCUUUGAUGACUGCAUGAGGAUCAGGUGGAGGCUGAGAACGUUUGACCAUUAAUUUUCUUUUCUUAAGACAUAGGUAUUUUAUCAAUCUUUUUAGGAUGAUAUUAUUUUCUUAUUUUCUGAUCUUCUAUUAUCAUGAUCAUACAAUUAUACAGAUCCUAUACAAGAAUUCUCUAACUUCAAAAGGGAAUAAGCAAGUUUCCUUCCACCAAUCCCUUCCAAACAAUGUGGCGGCGCUGUUCAAGGUGCAGGAAAAAAACAUCAAAGAAGCUAACUUGAAAUGGGGGGUGGGGGCAGUUUUAUUUUCUGAAAGAUGUCUGGGCCAUUUGACUCGGUUUUUUAAAAAUUUUGUUGCCAACUUAAGUUACCAAAUACGUUAUAAAAUAUAAGUUAAUUUUUUAUCUUUUACAUUUAUGUCCUCAGGAUUACCCGAUACAGACAGUUGAGGACAGGCAUCAGCUGGCAGCCGAAGGAAAGUUUGUUACCACUGAGUUUGAACCGUGUUUUGAUGCUGCGGACUUCAUUCGAGCAGGGCGGGAUAUUUUCGUCCAAAGAAGUCAGGUAUAAAAAAUUUAAACUGGCUGUGCUACUCUCGUACCAUGCAAUAUUUUUGGCUCAAUAUAUAAUUAUAGCCAUACGCAGAUAAUGCCAUUGAAAUGCAUUGAACGGUUAUUGAACGAAGGUCCUGUGGAACAGGACUUAGUAUUGAGCGUUUUUUAUGGGAUUUCACGUCGACUACAUUGCUUUUCCAAAAUACCGUAAAAUUCCGAAAAUAAGCCCUGGGGCCUAUAUUUUUCAAAGGCCCUUUUUGAGGGACUUAUUUUUGGAGGGGCUUAUAUUCGGAGGGCCUUAUCUAUGGAGGGAAAUUUGCGUUUCAAAAUUGAUUGGGCUAGCCUUAUAGUUGGAGGGAAUUUUAUCGUUUUUGCUUUGUUUUACUUUGUAUCUGAGGGCAAUUUCCAAGUACAAGCCCCCCUUGGGGCUUAUAUUUGGAGGGGCGAUUUAACGGAGGGUUUUUUGCGUUACCAGUUUGGGGGGCUUAUAUUUGGAGGGGCUUACUUUCGGAAUUUUACGGUAGUGAAACUUGCCCGCGGCCAUAUUGGUGUACCAAUCCAGUGCUGUGGCAUUUAAACUCUUUUCCAUGCAACAACUUUCUUUUGUUCCAACUUGUCACGUAGGUGAAAACGCUCUAUAAUGAGUGGCCGUUACUGAGCCAAACGACCUUGAUUCAGGAAAUGAUGAUUCCUUAACACUUUUGUAGAGCGGCUUAAGCAACGAAGAUAACAACGGCAGAGAAAAUCUAACUUUUUAAAAAGUUAAUUUUCGUUCACUCCCUGAGCUUCAUUGCUGCUCAGUUUCCGAUUUACCUGCCUGUUAAGUUAAAAGAAAGCGAUGUUGUUUUGAGUUUAAUUCAUGGGGACCGCACUUAAGUUUAGAAAGACCGAAAAAAAAAAUCGAGGUUGUGUUUUUACGUCGUCCAUAAAACAGAUGAAAAGUUGCAUUAUAGGAUUUCACGUCACAGUCUUGAGUGGAUACUGAUGUGAAAACAGGUUUUGCCUUCACAAAAGGGUAAACUAACGGACGGGGAAAAACUCUAAAACUCUCUAGGAAAGGCCUUUUUCUGGGGACACUCGCUGGCUGCGGGAAGGCACGGGAUCUCUUAGGCCUGCUGAAUACCCUUGAGACAAUGAUCACAACAGAAGUUGGCUCCAAUGUAGAAGCUUAAUCCAAGACUAUACUGUGGGUACAGUCAAAACAUAACCAACCAAAAUGUAACCAAGACUAGAUGUAACGACGACGUAACCAGGACGUAACCGAAGAAGCUCCUACAAAAGCACUCGUAUUUAAUCCUGAGCUAGCGAACCGAUCGAUACAGAUUACAUCACAACUCAACGAGUCAAAUUACAGAGCACAACAAUCAUUUCUAAGACUAUUGGUGGAAACCUACAAGCUUGUUUUAAGACAUUAAUUACUUUCAAAAGCUACACAGGUGGAUAACGGCUUCUUACAGGUUGAUUACAGCUUGAAGACUAAAUACAAUUAUGACUUGACAAAUAAGUUUACGCUCAAUAAGUCAAAGGGUUGUUUACGGCUUAAAGAAGUUAAGACUAAAAAGAAUAAAUGAUUUCUACAUUGGUUUUUCAUAUUUUUAUUAGCGAAAGCAAAAUAACUGAAUAACAAUAAAUCCUCAGCUGUCCUCAGCUGAUUAGAGGAACAGGAGAACAAUCAAAAAUAUACGAGAAAAACUAAGAACAUGCACAGCGAAUUGAAAUAUUAAAACUUACGUUUAUGUUGAAAUUUUAUAUUCGAUUUUCCGGGUUUUUGGAAAUUUUGUAUUUAUUUUUGUGCCUGAACCGCGGCAUUUACCGAACUAGCCGAAAUAUAGUGGCCUCGGGGGUUCAAUGAAAAGCAAGAAAGACAUGUAAGUUGAAAAAGCGAAAGUCGAAUCAAGUAAAUAAUCUAAGAACAUAGAGUAAAUAAUUCGAGGAAAAUGUCAAGAACAGAAAAUUAAUAUAAAUAAUUGCAACGCUUAAAAUUACAGAGAAUGCCACGGUUCUCCCCAGAAGAACCCAGUUCCGUGAAAGAGAGAAGGAUACAGAUUGUGCGCCGUGGUCACAAUCUUGGGCACACGGGAACAAUAUUGUAGGUACAAAUAAUGCGCAAAGUCCUCGUGGUUGUUGGUUAAAAGGUCGUAGAUUACUAAGAGAAAGUCCGUGGAAAAGUAUGAUUCUUGUAAGGUCGGGAGAGCAUAGGUGGCAAUCUGCCGUUCGAAAUAGUCCUUUUCCAGUAAGAGGUAGAGCGCCACGUCGACAACCAGCAAGAAAGGGUAGGUCGUCCGGUAGUCUAAUAGAGUGUCAUCGAGUAAGGCAACCAUAAUUUCCCGGCACUCGGGCAAGUGAAGACUCUUGCUGUCAUAGCAGAGGUACGUGCGGGGAUGGGAGCGACGUGCACAGCCCCUAUAUUUUUUGCACUUGGUCAGGGGAGACCGUAUCCGAGCUUGGAUGAAAGCGCUGAUGGCGGGCAGCUCCUUGAUACUCCUUCUAGUGGUCUUAACUUCCGCAAGGCGUCCUCGGCCACUUGUAAGGCUGAUUGUUAGUGGUGUCUUGGCGAACGAACGAGGCAUGAUAAAAGCGUUUGGAUGUGAAAUAGACAGAAAACAGUGAAAAGCGUGAAUGAACUCCGUAGAGAAGGGUGAAAGAACAACGAAUAACGGUGGAAUAUAUAGUGGAUGACAUGUGGUCAAACUAGGAAGGACAAAGAAACAAAGGACAAAGAAAACCAAAGAAGGCGGCAAAAAGAAAGAGCAUCACAAAAUAAGAUAGGUGUAAAUACCGGGGUUGGCAAGGGCUAAAGCUGUACAUCGGAAUGAUAAAAAAAAAAAAAAAAGAAAGAAAGAUAAAGAAGUUAGCCGUCUUUUGAAGUAUCACGUGUAGAGAGAGAAAUGGUAGGUAUCUGUAAUGGUUGCCGAAGACGACGAACGAAAAUGAGCAAAACAAAGCAAUUGAGUAUUGUUAAAGCAAAUGUUAGAUAAGUGAAUAUAUCGUUCACGGUGGUUGUGGAGGCUGUUUGUAAGUGAGAAAUGUCUUCUCUGAGUUUUGUGAGACGCAGAGUGAGUGAGUGAUCGAGAAGAUUGUAGGUGUGAUCCAAGUAAAUGAGAGUAGUGUUGUCUAACGUAAAGUCAGAGGGAACCGGAAAAUUAGGGGCGGAAAUGUUAAGAUUAGAGGCAGGUGUACUAAGCCAAGGAACAUAAGUAAAGUGAUUAUUUUGGAAAACUGGAAUUGAAAUUGAACUGGAAUUUGAAAGACGAAAGAAACAUAGUUAAUUCUAACGUUCCAUCAUAUCUGCAUUUCAUUAAACUUAGCUGUUUAUUAUUGUUAUUUUAAUCGGUAACACCUGUACAAAAUGGUAAUACUUGUUGAAUUGAAUGCCGCAAGGUGGAUGGACAAGUUUCCAAAGCCCCUCUUUGAUAUUGAAAGGAUGUGUUAGGGGGGACGCGAAUAAUUGAUAAGGGAGACAAUGAUAAGUGUUGUGUGUAACCCAGCGAACACAAGGUGAGGUUGUGGAAACCAGUGCUUAAAAAAUAACGUCCCCAAGUAACAGCAUUAGCGGGGUAUGACGACAAUGCGAACGAAGUUUGUGAAAUCGGCGAAACGAUACUUUAGAAUUUGGCGUCCAGGGUAAGCCAAGCCACGUCGGUUGUUGAACUGUGUGAAGAAUAUUCUCCUGACGUAAAUUUGUAGUAUCGUCCUGGUAACACUUUUCUAAUUCCGGUGCUUUAAGAAGAAAGGUUUGGGUAUCACAUGUCAGCAAUAGUAAAUCGUCAAAAGAAACCGGUCCACCAAAACAAUGUCCUUUGUGGUGGUAUGUAAUUGGUCGCAAUUGUUCUACAGUGCAAAGAGAUUUCGAAGAAGAAAUCUAAGGCAGUGUAAAUAGCAAAUUUAGUUGUAGCUUCUUAUGUUGUUGAAAUUCGUAAUCAACCAGUGGUUGUAUGAUGGUUGCAAAUCCUGACUUGAGGGCGUCCAAAGUAUGAGCUAGUGCUGGUAUCGCAGCUAAGCGAACUAAGCGUACGUUAAGCUCCAUUGUAAGAAAACGCGGUAAGUAGGCAAAACUAAUUAGAGUCUUGCGGGUAAGGUGUGACAGCUGGCGCAAAAUAUCUUCAUUUUCAUUUAAGCGUAGCAUGGCACUCGUGGCGCGGUUCACCUGAAGAGAAUAGAGUGACAAAAAUUCCAUAUUCGCUUGGUAAUGACAUUGUUCCUUUUUUAACUGUGUUCGGAUGUGUCGGUUCCAGGUGGUAAAAGAACGGUCCAUAUCCCGCAUUGAUCCAAUUAAUUGUUUAACUUUUGUACUAAAAAGAUCCGUUGUUUUGACAAGAUACGUAACUUUUCCAUUGACUACGCGCGUAAGUUGCUGAUUAACAGACAUCGCAUUGGCGGAUUCGCGCAAAACGUUAAAUAGGUCAGGUCUUUGCAACCACCAUACAACCACUGAUCAGACUGAUUGAUUACGAAUUUCAACAACAUAAGAAGCUACAACUAAAUUUGCUAUUUACACUGCCUGAGAUUUCUUCCUCGAAAUCUCUUUGCACUGUAGAACAAUUGCGACCAAUUACAUACCGGCACAAAGGAUAUUGUUUUGGUGGACCGGUUUCUUACGGAAUCUCUUAGGCUUGAUGAAUACCCUUGAGACAAUGAUCACAACAGAACUUUGCUCUAAUGUAGAAGUUUAAUCCAAGACUAUACUGUGGGUACAGUCAAAACAUAACCAACCAAAAUGUAACCAAAACUAGAUAUAACGACGACGUAACCAAGACGUAACCAGGACGUAACCGAAGAAACCCCUACGAAGCACUCGUAUUUAAGCCUAAGCUAGCGAACCGAUCGCGAGUGGCACAGAUUACAUCACAACCAAAUUACAGAGCACAACAAUCAUUUCUAAAAGACUAUUGGUGGAAACCUAAGCUUGUUUUAAAACAUUAAUUACUUUCAAAAGCUACACAGGUGGAUAACGGCUUCUUACAGGUUGAUUACAGCUUGAAGACUAAAUACAAUUAUGACUUGACAAAUAAGUCUACGCUCAAUAAAUCAACGGGUUGUUUACGGUUUAAAGAAGUUAAGACUAAAGAAUAAAUGAUUUCUACAUUGGUUUUUCAUAUUUUUAUUAGCGAAAGCAAAAUAACUGAAUAACAAUAAACCCUUUCUUCACACUGACAGAAACAUUUGUAUAUAAAGGGCGAAGUACGUGCAUAGAUAUUAGGGAGUUUUAGCAUCGACUACGGCAACGGCCGCGAAAACGUCAGUUUUGAAACGAAUUUCCGUUUUUUCAAUCUUUGUCGCGUUUAUUCUAAUUUGCUGAAAAUGGAAAGUGUAGGCGAAUGCCCCUGGAGUUGAAUUCUUGAGCACCGCACUCAAGUUUACAGAGAGAAAAAGGGAUUCGUCGUCGCUUGUUUACGUCCUCCAUAAAACUUGCAAUUAGGCAUUUUCACGUCGUAGUCGUGCAAGGACGGUAGAGAAAUAUACAAAAAAGCGUGAUGCACGUGCAAAGUUGUUGUUUUGCGUAAUAAACCUAUUGCUUUUUUGACGUCCUCGUUGCCGUCGCCGUCGUCGUUGCUAAAGCUCCCUAUUAUUCUCGUUGCUGUCGUCGUCUUUUUUUGAGCUUCAUUAUAUCACUAGAAGACGCAACAUCGUUCUUUUUGUCCCUUCAUAUUUCAGGUGACUAACAACUUAGGUAUCGAAUGGAUGCGACGUCAUUUGGGUAAACAAGGAUAUAGAGUUCACAAGCUGUCAUUUGACGAUCCAAAUCCAAUGCACAUCGACGCAACGUUUAACAUAAUCGGACCCGGAUUAGCGCUGUCCAAUCCUGACAGGCCUUGUCAUCAGAUCGACAUGUUUUACAAGGCUGGUUGGACAGUAAUAAAGCCACCCACCCCUUUAAUACCGGACACCCACCCACUGUGGAUGUCGUCCAAGUGGCUGUCCAUGAAUGUCCUUAUGUUGGAUCCAAAGAGAGUCGUGGUUGAUACAAACGAGAAGACCACUCAAAAGGUAGUGUGCCGCCAUAAGCUUCAGUAUUCUGUAUUGUUGGCUACUACCGUAUUUAUUCGAAUAAGCGCCCAACCUCGAAUUAGCGCCCACCUCGAAUAAGCCCCCCAUCCUAAAGGCAGAAAAAGUUAAUCAGCGUCCACCCCCACCCCACCACCUCCCCCUCCCACUCAAACUCAAAUAAGCGCCCACCCUCACCCCACACCCCCUUCUCGCUCCUACCCGCCAAAAGAAUGGAUUAAGUACUAAUAACAGACUUCGCCGAAGACGUAGUUUUCUUUACAGUAGUUACGGAAACCUUGCUUUGUUGCAUCUUUGCGUUUUGUUAUUAACAUUUAUUGUUUUUUUGCAAAAUAAACAUACUACACUUGGUGAAAAUGGUGAAAUUUUAGUAAGCGCCCAGCCUCGAAUAAGCGCCUACCCUCAAGGUCCAAAAAGUUAAUAAGCGUCCAGGGCGGUUAAUCGAACAACUACGGUAAUCUUUUCCCUCUCGUUUCUUCGUCUCUUUUGAGUCUUUUCUGGUAGGUUUGCUUGACGAACUGACCAAGUUCUUUUUUGUUUUGGUUGUUGAAAACAGAUUUUGUAGCUUUAAUACAUGAUCAUAAUUUAUCGAAAACGAAACACACGCUAUUGCAUAUCAGCAGGAGCCCAUAUCCUGAUAUCAGACUAUUAAGCCCUGAGAAGAGCACGAAACGUUAUGUCCACGAGCAUAAGCGAUCUACCUUGGCAUUCCGUUUAGCUGAAUGCCAUUUUACAAUUUUAGACAAUUCCGGGGAGGAAAAUCUCGUUCGCUCGAAGCUUCGUCGCCCGUACCUAAACUGACACUGAUCAUUUAAACCUCAUCAGCGCUCAAUUCCAAGUCAGAAAAAUUCUGUAAAUGUCACCGUUUUGUAUGUAUAAACAGUUUACCACUGCUGAGUAAAAAUAAUUAGCACUUAUGUACCCAAUCCAUUUCACGUCAUGUUUUGAGUCUAUAUGAUACAUAUGUUUGAGGCUACGAAGCCUUAAAUGUUCUGCAUCCCUUUCAGUUGUAAGCUCAUCUAUAUAGCACCAUGCAUACUUUGACAUAAAGAAUAAAUCUUUUUUCCAUAGAUGUUUGAAAGCCUUGGCAUCAGCUGUGUUCCAGUCUCUCUUCGCUUUGCCAACUCCCUUGGGGGUGGUUUUCACUGUUGGACCUGUGACGUGAGACGUCGAGGAAACUUGGAGUCUUAUUUCUAGUCUCCGCUCAAUGUUCUUUAAACAC
Messenger RNA from Porites lobata, 10527 nucleotides. The record is from the annotation of a GenBank genome assembly. NCBI's taxonomy places the organism in Eukaryota, Metazoa, Cnidaria, Anthozoa, Scleractinia, Poritidae.